This is a messenger RNA of Condylura cristata (star-nosed mole), 4715 nucleotides long. It is a transcript of the gene ZNF148, whose product is annotated as zinc finger protein 148. Gene Ontology annotation, cellular component: nucleus. The transcript has 9 exons. Gene Ontology annotation, biological process: regulation of transcription by RNA polymerase II. The record is from RefSeq and is a predicted model, not a curated record. Gene Ontology annotation, molecular function: DNA-binding transcription factor activity, RNA polymerase II-specific; RNA polymerase II cis-regulatory region sequence-specific DNA binding. NCBI's taxonomy places the organism in Eukaryota, Metazoa, Chordata, Mammalia, Eulipotyphla, Talpidae. The coding region runs from base 980 to 3364 and encodes 794 amino acids.
UGGGGAGGCUGGGGGUGGCCAGGGGACCGGCCGAGGCCGAGGGAAACGCUGGAGCUGGUUGGGGACGGGAGGAAGCAGGGCGCGGAUGGUGGGUUGGGGGUUGAGAAAGGAUAAUGACGGGGGUGGCGGAGGCGAGAAGGCGGCCGCCGAGGCCUGAGGGGGGUGUCAGAGGUAGGGAAGGAGGUGGGAGGUUUGCCUGGGGGAGCCGGAGGGUGCUGGAUGUGGGUGUGAAAAGGCUGGGAAGGCACCGAGUCUCUGUCCAUCGUGCCUGGUGCAGUGCUUUAUGCACCGCAGGCCUCAGUCACGGCUGCUGCCAGAGUGUGUUCUUUGGGAGAAGGGAAGGGCAGGGGUUGGCGAAAAGGGGAUCCUUGCAGGAAACAUAGUGGGAGUGGGGACUGGGAGAGAGGCCGCAGGGAGAGAUGCCGGGUAGGUGGAGGAAUGCCGGGGGUGGUUGUGGAGGAGUCUUCAGGAUUCUGGGGGGCUGUUCAUUGUGCAGAAACAGUAGAUAAUUCGUUAUGGGAAGCGUUUCAAAGGAAAGGAAAGAAGAAAUAGAAGGAAUUUCCGUGAAUAGAAAGGGUAGCGUUUGAAGCAAGAGGGAUUGCUAAAUACUAGCGAAUGUGAAAAAAAUGCAUAAUAGAAUAGACAGAUGUAGUAGAAUUAAUAAAUGUUGGCCCAAGGACUUAAGAGUUAUUCCAGAUGGGCCAGGAUGGCCUAGUUCCGAACCUGUUUGGACUCUUUUCUGUAGAUGACAUCUGGAUAGAAGGAGGAAUCAACAGCUGGAAAUACAGCCAAGUGAUCUGACGGGAUGGGCAUUUGCCUGACAUACUUUAUAGAGGAAUUGGAUGGCAUAAGUGAUUAAGGUGGUAUUGAGGGUCUCUGAAGCCUAUGAAAUUCAACCAUGAUUUCUUUUUCAACUCUACAGCAUUCCCUUCCUUGAAGUCUUCAUUUUCACCUUAGUCUGAGGCAGUUAUACUUAAGCAUGAACAUUGACGACAAACUGGAAGGAUUAUUUCUUAAAUGUGGCGGCAUAGACGAAAUGCAGUCUUCCAGGGCAAUGGUUGUAAUGGGUGGAGUAUCUGGCCAGUCUACCGUGUCUGGGGAACUGCAGGAGUCAGUACUUCAAGAUCGGAGUAUGCCUCACCAGGAGAUCCUUGCUGCAGAUGAAGUGUUACAAGAAAGUGAAAUGAGACAGCAGGAUAUGAUACCACAUGAUGAACUCAUGGUCCAUGAGGAGACAGUGAAAAAUGAUGAAGAGCAAAUGGAAACACAUGAAAGACUUCCUCAAGGACUACAGUAUGCACUUAAUGUUCCUAUAAGUGUAAAGCAGGAAAUCACUUUUACUGAUGUAUCUGAGCAACUGAUAAGAGACAAAAAGCAAAUCAGAGAACCAGUAGACUUACAGAAAAAGAAGAAACGGAAACAACGUUCUCCUGCAAAAAUUCUUACAAUAAAUGAGGAUGGAUCACUUGGUUUGAAAACCCCUAAAUCUCACGUUUGUGAGCACUGCAAUGCUGCCUUUAGAACGAACUAUCACUUACAGAGACAUGUCUUCAUUCAUACAGGCGAAAAACCAUUUCAAUGUAGUCAAUGUGACAUGCGUUUCAUACAGAAGUACCUGCUACAGAGACAUGAGAAGAUUCAUACUGGUGAAAAACCAUUUCGCUGUGAUGAAUGUGGCAUGAGAUUCAUACAGAAAUAUCACAUGGAAAGGCACAAGAGAACUCAUAGUGGAGAAAAGCCUUACCAGUGUGAAUACUGUUUACAGUAUUUUUCCAGAACAGAUCGUGUAUUGAAACAUAAACGUAUGUGCCAUGAAAAUAAUGACAAAAAACUAAACAGAUGUGCCAUCAAAGGUGGCCUUCUGACAUCUGAGGAAGAUUCUGGCUUUUCUACAUCACCAAAAGAUAACUCACUGCCAAAAAAGAAAAGGCAGAAAACGGAGAAAAAAUCAUCUGGGAUGGACAAAGAAAGUGCAUUGGAUAAAUCUGACCUGAAGAAAGACAAAAAUGAUUAUUUGCCUCUUUAUUCUUCAAGUACUAAAGUAAAAGAUGAGUAUAUGGUAGCAGAGUAUGCUGUUGAAAUGCCACAUUCUUCUGUUGGGGGAUCACAUUUAGAAGAUGCUUCAGGAGAAAUACAUCCACCUAAGCUGGUUCUCAAAAAAAUUAACAGUAAGAGAAGUCUAAAACAGCCCCUGGAGCAGAAUCAAACAAUUUCACCUUUAUCUACAUAUGAAGACAGCAAAGUUUCAAAAUAUGCUUUUGAACUUGUGGAUAAACAGACUUUAUUGGAUUCAGAAGGCAAUGCUGACAUUGAUCAGGUUGAUAAUUUGCAAGAAGGUCCCAGUAAACCUGUGCAUAGCAGUACUAAUUAUGAUGAUGCCAUGCAGUUUUUGAAGAAGAAGCGCUAUCUUCAAGCAGCAAGUAAUAACAGUAGGGAGUAUGCGCUGAAUGUGGGUACCAUAGCUUCUCAGCCUUCUGUAACACAGGCAGCUGUGGCGAGUGUCAUUGAUGAAAGUACCACAGCUUCCAUAUUAGAUUCACAAGCACUGAAUGUGGAGAUUAAGAGUAAUCAUGACAAAAACGUUAUUCCAGAUGAGGUACUGCAGACUCUAUUGGAUCAUUAUUCCCACAAAGCUAAUGGACAGCAUGAGAUAUCAUUCAGUGUUGCGGACACAGAGGUGACUUCUAGCAUAUCAAUAAAUUCUUCAGAAGUACCUGAAGUCACCCAGUCAGAGAAUGUUGGAUCAAGCUCCCAAGCAUCCUCAUCAGAUAAAGCCAACAUGUUGCAAGAAUACUCCAAGUUUCUGCAGCAGGCUUUGGACAGAACUAGCCAAAAUGAUGCCUAUUUGAAUAGCCCGAGCCUUAACUUUGUGACUGAUAACCAGACCCUUCCAAAUCAGCCAGCAUUCUCUUCCAUAGACAAGCAAGUCUAUGCAGCCAUGCCCAUCAAUAGCUUUCGAUCAGGAAUGAAUUCUCCACUAAGAACAACUCCAGAUAAGUCCCACUUUGGACUAAUAGUUGGUGAUUCACAGCACUCAUUUCCCUUUUCAGGUGAUGAGACAAACCAUGCUUCUGCCACAUCAACACAGGACUUUUUGGAUCAAGUGACUUCUCAGAAGAAAGCUGAGGCUCAGCCUGUCCACCAAGCUUACCAAAUGAGCUCCUUUGAACAGCCCUUCCGUGCUCCAUAUCAUGGAUCAAGAGCUGGAAUAGCUACUCAAUUUAGCACUGCCAAUGGACAGGUGAACCUUCGGGGACCAGGGACAAGUGCUGAAUUUCCAGAAUUUCCCUUGGUGAAUGUAAAUGAUAAUAGAGCUGGGAUGACAUCUUCACCUGAUGCCACAACUGGCCAGACUUUUGGCUAAAAAAAAAAAAUGUGUAAAUAAUACUGGCACUUUAGAACAGAUUAAUCAAGAGUGGGGUUACUCUGUGUAAAAUGGAGUGCUGUACAGAUUUAAGAGCAAUGCGUUAUAACAAGUUAAGCUGAUAUGAAUAGCAAGAUAAUCCAAUAACUGCAUUUUGUUUGGUUAGUCAGCAUUCUUUGAACUGCCUUACAUGUUGUCACCUUUAUAGAAGCAAUGCAUAACUUGUUUUAGAUCAGAAACUUGCUAUUCCACCUACACAAAGUUUAAAAGGAAAAAAAAAAAAGACUCGCACAAUUGUUUCCUAACUGAUAACAUUGUACAUUCUUAGGAGAUUAGUAAUUGUGUGAAAUUUACUCAUACUGUUUCUAAGUUUUUCAGCAUAGUCAUUGCACUUCAGCAGGGAAUCUGAGUAUACUUUACAGACAGAGUGAACUUAAAAGUUUAAAUGUCAAGAGAUUAUGGCUUAAAUAAAUUAGUGUGUCCUAUAGGGGGGAAAAAGAAACCACAUCUUUAAAAGAAUGAUAUGCCAUAUACCCUUGAUUUUAAUUUUGCGUUAUAUUGACAUGUUUUUUUUUUUUUUGAGAAAAAAAGUAAUAAAAAUCUGAUAGUCUAAGACUCCACUAUUUAAAAGCCUAAUUACUUUUAAAAUAUGCAUACUUUCAAAACUUUUACCAAAAUAACUGUUGAAGCAUCCACUUCUCUGGAAGUAUGCAUAUUGGUGUCAGUUUCUUUGUACAGUGUACGUAGAUAUUUUUUAUGAUUUUUCAUGUGCAGGUAUCAAGGUUGAAAUUUUAGUAAAAAAAAAUAUUCUGUAGAUUACAUUCCCAAGAACAUAAUGCUUACACAAAAUGUAUAUUCCACGUUUUAAAGCUUAAUUGUAUUUUACUUUACAUAUACACUUCAGUUAACAUAGAGCACUUAGAAUCUAUUUGGUAUUUUUGAUUUCUCAAAGUAAAAAAGAAUUUAGAUUUUUAGGUUUGAUAUGGUUGUGUCAUAAUCAUCUCAUAAUUGACUUAAUUUUUGGCAAUAAAAGGAAAUUGGGUAUCUUUGGAACUGUAAAACCUGGUUUAAUCUCUUUCUAGAAUCUUAAUAGAUUGGAUAAUUAAACAGUAUCCAGAGAACUAAAGAAAUGGGCAUUUAAAUUGCUUAUUUUAUCUUGAGUUACUUUUUAAUGAACACGGCUCAUUACAAUUUUACAAACCAAAAGUGUUUACUAAUUCUAGUAACUACAAUUUCUUUUUCAGCUAGAUGAGUGAUCGGAGACUUUUUGUUGCAUUUCAAAAUCUAAAUAAACUACAGACUUUAUCCUUAUACCACGAAUGUUUUUUUUUAAUACUUGUCUUAAAAUAAU